CUAUCUAAAAAACGAGUCGACCCUGAUUUGCGUAUACAUCACAUCUAACCUGCAACACUCUUUUUUAGGCGAAAGUUGAUUCCACGCCCAAGGAGACAUUGAUACAGUCUGCAUCCUUACAGAUUCAGUAUAAAAUUGUGAGCAUUUGUUCGAAUCAUUAUCAGUUUUGUAAAAUAGACCGAACAACAAACAACAAUGGCUUUUAAAAUUGUAAUUCUUGCCGCCACUUUGGCUUUCGCCAACGCCGGAUUUAUCGGUCAACAAGAUACUUUGGCCUACGGUGCCCCAGCCUACGCUGCCUACUCUGCCCCAGCAUACGCUGCCUACUCAGCCCCAGCUGUUGUAUCAAAAUCUGUCAGCUCUACCUACCAAAGCCAUCCAUCCCCAGUCGCCACCUAUGCCGCUGCCGCCCCAAUUGUAUCUAAAUCUUAUGCUGCUCCUUCUGUAAUCUCCAGCUAUACCGCACCAGCCGUAAGCGCAUACGCUGCUCCAGCAUACUCUACUUACUCAGCUCCAGCCUAUGCUGGCUACUCUGCACCAGCUGUACAAUACUCUGCCCCAGCUGUUCAAUACUCUGCUCCAGCUGUCCAAUACUCUAGUCCUCUUGUAGCCAAGACCUACGCAGCUCCAGUUGUAGCUUCCUACUCUACUCCAUCUCUAUCCAAAUCUGUUGUAUCUACCUACACCGCACACUCUUCUCCAGCCGUAGUAUCUUCUUACUCUGCACCAAUUGUAGCUAAAGCUGCCCCAGUAGCUUAUGCUGCCGCUCCAGCGUUGUCCUACGCUGCACCAGCCUAUGGUUACUCCGCUCCAGUUGUAGCUAAGACCAUUGCCCAGCCUUUGGUAUCCAGCUAUGGCGCCCCAGCUUGGUAAACGAGAUUAGAAUAAAUUAAUUUAUUGUGAAAAUAUAAUUAUGCUACUUCAACUGCCAUUGUGUAAAUAGAUUUGAGUACAAUUAUAAAAAUGUUAAAAGUUGAUGUUGCUUUUUAUAAUAACCU
Molecule: messenger RNA, 998 nt
Organism: Ceutorhynchus assimilis (cabbage seed weevil)
Lineage: Eukaryota; Metazoa; Arthropoda; Insecta; Coleoptera; Curculionidae
Source: the annotation of a GenBank genome assembly